AUGGUUGAAAGUGAGCCUAAUAUUUUAAUGCAGAAUUGGGAGGAUGACUAUUUAAUUGAAAUGGCAAUUGAUUCACCUAGAGUUUGGAACACAUUAUACGAUGAAAUUGAAAUACAAGAAUUAAAAUCUAAUAGAUAUGAUAAAGUACUUAAAAUAAUCGAGGAACAUUAUAUCUAUGAUGAACCAUUAAUUCAAAGUAGCAAAAUGUAUACGGACAAUGGAUCUGUUGAAGAAUACUUGAACUUAGUUCGAACUUGGAUGAAAGACACACUUUCGACCGUUGCUGUGGAACAGAAAACUGGAAAUUUAAUCGGAUUUCUUAUAUGCCGAUUCAAUGAAUUAAAUAACAGAGAUCCUGAAUUCAGCAAAGAUAGGAUUUAUGAAGGUACGAUAUUAAGAGAAGUGCAAAAGUUUAAACAUUAUUUAACUAAAAGAGGUAAUGCAUAUAAACAUAAUAAUGUGGAAAAAAUGUUAGAAGUGUAUUCGUGGUUUGUGCUUCCCGAAUAUAGAAAUAAAGGAAUUGGUACGGAAUUACUGAGAAACGUUGUGGUAAGACAACUUCCCGAGUACGGAUGGUUCGACAUCGACGUGAUCGCCGGCGUGUUCACCGACAAGGUGAGCCAAAGCAUUGCCGCGUCGUUGGGAAUGGAGACAUUGUACGAUUUCGUAUAUUCGGCAUGGACCGUCGCCAACAAAAUAACUGGCGAACAAGAAGAGUUCUUUAAAGAAAUCGUGCGGGAUAAUCACUCGGCCAAGGUGAUGUCUAUGAAAGUUAAAACGUCGCCGUCGAAUCACAGCUACGCCUAA
Messenger RNA from Melanaphis sacchari, 807 nucleotides. RefSeq lists its product as uncharacterized. The coding region runs from base 1 to 807 and encodes 268 amino acids. The transcript has 4 exons. The record is from RefSeq and is a predicted model, not a curated record. Gene Ontology annotation, molecular function: N-acetyltransferase activity. NCBI's taxonomy places the organism in Eukaryota, Metazoa, Arthropoda, Insecta, Hemiptera, Aphididae.